Drosophila ficusphila is the source of this 2368-nucleotide messenger RNA. It is a transcript of the gene Cds, whose product is annotated as phosphatidate cytidylyltransferase, photoreceptor-specific. Bases 160 to 1509 code for a protein of 449 amino acids. NCBI's taxonomy places the organism in Eukaryota, Metazoa, Arthropoda, Insecta, Diptera, Drosophilidae. The record is from RefSeq and is a predicted model, not a curated record. Gene Ontology annotation, cellular component: endoplasmic reticulum membrane. The transcript has 7 exons. Gene Ontology annotation, molecular function: phosphatidate cytidylyltransferase activity.
UUCAUUGUUGGAGCCUUUGGGGGUAAAGCCGUCAGGUAACACUGAGAGAAAAUAGCAUUUUAAUUCGGACGAACGCGCAAAGCGGAACACAAACGAACUGCUCGAGCGGAAUCGCUAGGAAUCAAUACAUUGGGAUUACAGUCGGUGGACAUUGGAACAAUGGCCGAAGUGCGACGCAGGAAGGGCGAGGAGGAGCCACUGGAGGACACCGCCGUCUCCGGAUCCGGAGGAGCAGCCAAUAAGCGCAAUUCCUCCGCAGCCGAUUCUUCGGAUCAUGUGGACUCGGAGGAGGAGAAGAUUCCCGAGGAGAAGUUUGUCGAAGAGCUGGCCAAGAAUCUGCCACAAGGAACCGACAAGACACCCGAAAUACUUGACUCAGCCCUCAAGGAUUUGCCAGAUAGAUGGAAGAAUUGGGUCAUCCGCGGCAUUUUCACAUGGAUUAUGAUCUGCGGCUUCGCAUUGAUCAUCUAUGGCGGACCGCUGGCCUUGAUGAUCACGACUUUGUUGGUGCAGGUUAAAUGCUUCCAGGAAAUCAUUUCCAUUGGGUACCAGGUGUAUCGGAUCCAUGGUUUGCCCUGGUUCCGGAGUCUCUCUUGGUACUUCUUACUUACCUCCAAUUACUUUUUUUACGGCGAGAAUUUGGUUGACUACUUUGGCGUCGUCAUUAAUCGAGUGGAGUAUCUCAAGUUCCUGGUGACCUAUCACCGCUUCCUAUCCUUUGCACUAUACAUAAUUGGUUUCGUUUGGUUUGUGCUUUCGCUCGUAAAGAAGUACUACAUCAAGCAGUUCAGCCUGUUUGCCUGGACCCACGUCUCCCUGCUGAUUGUCGUCACCCAGAGCUACCUUAUUAUCCAGAACAUAUUCGAGGGCCUUAUUUGGUUCAUCGUACCUGUCUCCAUGAUUGUGUGCAAUGAUGUCAUGGCGUACGUGUUCGGCUUCUUCUUCGGGCGCACGCCCCUUAUCAAGCUCAGUCCCAAGAAGACCUGGGAGGGCUUCAUCGGGGGUGGCUUCGCCACCGUGCUCUUUGGCAUUCUGUUCUCCUAUGUGCUGUGCAACUACCAGUACUUCAUCUGCCCCAUCCAGUACUCGGAGGAACUGGGUCGCAUGACCAUGUCCUGUGUACCCAGCUAUCUGUUCACGCCGCAGGAAUACAGUCUCAAGUUGUUUGGCAUUGGGAAAACUCUAAAUCUCUACCCCUUUAUUUGGCACUCGAUCUCCCUGAGCUUGUUUAGCUCCAUUAUUGGACCAUUUGGCGGUUUCUUUGCCUCCGGCUUCAAGAGAGCGUUUAAAAUUAAGGACUUUGGCGAUAUGAUUCCCGGACAUGGCGGCAUCAUGGAUCGCUUCGAUUGUCAGUUCCUCAUGGCCACCUUUGUCAACGUCUAUAUAUCCAGCUUCAUCAGAACUCCGUCGCCGGCGAAGCUGCUGACACAAAUCUACAACCUCAAGCCCGAUCAACAAUACCAAAUUUAUCAGUCGCUUAAGGACAACCUGGGUGACAUGCUAACCUAAGCUUAAUCGGUUAAAUUCGGACAAGAUGUUUGCUUUAGUCGUACGUUCUACAAUAAUGUAAUGCCGAAAUUUCUAUAUAUACAUUGAUAUAUAUAUCUGUAAGCAAAGGGCAAGCACUUUUCAGCAGCCACAUAAAAUAAGUAAAUAUGGGCAUAAUUUUUGUUAUGUUUUUAGUCCUUAGUUAGAUUUUGUUGCUACAUUUUAGUUAAUUUCCUAAGUUAGUGUUUUCAUUUACUUGAAUUAAGUUAAACCGAUUGUGUUGGCAGAAUUCUUACGUUGUGCAAUCGUAUUAUUAAGCGAUUCCAUUAAUUUUAAUGCCCUAGUGACAAAUCCAACGCAAGGCAAAGCAAACAGAAUAACUAUGAAUUUAAUAUCGACUAUGUGUGUGUGAGUGUUGUUAGUGAAUUUACUUACCUUAACUAUAACUUUAGAGAUGAUCAGGCAAGUAGCGCCAGAAGCUGGAGAUUAGCAUAAUUAAAGCGCAUUUUAGUUAAUUACCUGAGAAACGAGAAGGCGAUCAAGCUAUCGGGAAGGAAUCUGCAAUGCUGUAAUUCUAUGUAGUGCAAUACGUUAACAGUAAACAAUUGAUUAAUCAAUUCAAUAUUUAUUUAUGAACGUUCCUUUGGUCAUACAAUUCAUAAGUAUCAUCCUCAACCCGUGAACUUUCUCAAAAAGUACAUAGAUGAUAUAUAAUCGGUUACUUAUAAAUCCUGUUAUACGAGUAUAUGUAUGGCAUUUAUAGAAGAAAUGCAGUUUGGGGUGUUUUAAUGAACAAAGUGUACAAAGAUUUCAAUUUAAAAAUCUUAAAGUGUCUAUGUUAAAUAUACGAAAAUGAAUGAAUAUAAAAAAAAUUAACGAA